AUUACAUCAAUUUGAUAUUCAUAUUUUAAAGUCCGAUCAAGUACUCAUAUACUUGGUCCGUCGUAAUCACUCACACAGCAAAAUGUCGAGCAAAUACCUGCCAGUCCGUUAUUCUUACUACAUUCGCCGCAAUUCUCGUGGUUCCUUACCCGUCUACACUGACAUACGUAACGGUGGAACGAGAUAUCUCGUUUCAAUCCGGAACGUGCAAGGUCAACUCAAUUCUCUUGCCAACGAUUUAAAACAAUCCUUAUUCAGCCACAACUCUCCAGAGGCUAGUCGAUUAAAAGUGCAAGUCGUAGCACAAAGGCACCUUGUGAUCUCAGGUGGACGUUGGAAAAAUGACGUGAUCAGUUGGCUCACAUCCAAGGGAUUCUGACUUGUAUGUAGUCACAUGUUUCGUCUACGUAGUACUAGUAUUUACACGUCAGCUGCUUCCGACUCCGUUCC
Molecule: messenger RNA, 450 nt
Organism: Suillus bovinus
Lineage: Eukaryota; Fungi; Basidiomycota; Agaricomycetes; Boletales; Suillaceae
Product: ribosomal protein L49/IMG2
Exons: 2
Coding region: 83-379 (98 amino acids)
Biological process (GO): translation
Cellular component (GO): ribosome; mitochondrial large ribosomal subunit
Molecular function (GO): structural constituent of ribosome
Source: RefSeq, a predicted model, not a curated record